AUGGUUGCUCUCACCGAUGGCAAAGACUCGUCUUUUUCAGUCGAUAACACAAAUGCGCCGCCGCGCAAACUCAAGAUUUUAAUGCUGCACGGCUACACUCAAUCUGGGAAACUUCUCCAUGCCAAAACACGCGGUAUCGAGAAACUUCUUCACCGAUACUUCCCGGCCGAGAUGAAUGUUCACAACGGCAGUUUCCCCGGAUACCCCGGAGGCGUUCAAUUAAUCUAUCCUACCGGCCCCUUUCGAUUAACCACAACUAAUAUUCCCGGGUUCAGCGCCAAGCGUCUCGACGCCGACGAUGAAAACGAACUCUGGGGCUGGUGGACGCGUGAUAUGGACUCUGACUUAUUUGCCGGACUCGAGCAAGGCUUAGCAAGUAUCGCAAGAGUUAUCCGUGAGAAUGGUGGUAUAGAUGCUAUCAUGGGCUUCUCGCAGGGGGCCGCCGCCGCUGCCUUUGUCGCCUCUCUACUAGAGCCUGGGCGUGAACAAGCCUUUGCUGACAUAAGGAAGAAGAAUCCAUCUGCCAUGCACUUUCCCGAAGAUUGGAGAGACCUCUCAACACUCUGUCCAAACGGCCUAAAAUUCGCUGUCAUAUUUUCUGGCUUCCUACCCAUGCACCCAUCAUACCGCGCAUUUUUCAAGCCUAGGAUCCAAGCCCCAACCUUACAUAUAAUCGGAACCCUCGAUUCGGUGAUUGAUGAGUUUCGAUCAAUAGCUCUAGCAGAGAGAUGUGUAUCUAAAGGGAAGAAGCUGGUUUAUCACCAGGGUGGUCAUAUCGUACCGAACAGCAGGCUGAUAAAGGGGGUAUUGACAUCAUUCAUUAGGGAUUGUUUAAUAGGUCGGAGUAGCGAGAAAGGCGUGGAAAAAUUAAGAUUGCCGUGA
This is a messenger RNA of Blumeria graminis f. sp. triticale, 882 nucleotides long. The record is from the annotation of a GenBank genome assembly. Lineage: Eukaryota; Fungi; Ascomycota; Leotiomycetes; Helotiales; Erysiphaceae.